CACCCUAGGUACCGCCCUGGACCGGGCCUGGGCGGGGGCAGGGGCUGUGGCAAGAAGCCGGAAGCAGCUGCGGCCCCAGCUCGGGAGACAUGGCGGGCGUUAAAGCUCUUGUGGCAUUAUCCUUCAGUGGGGCUAUUGGGCUGACUUUUCUUAUGCUGGGAUGUGCCUUAGAGGAUUAUGGUGUUUACUGGCCCUUGUUUGUCCUGAUAUUCCAUGCCAUCUCUCCCAUCCCCUAUUUCAUUGCCAAACGAGCAACAUAUGACUCCGAUGCAACAAGUAGUGCCUGUCGGGAACUGGCUUAUUUUUUCACUACCGGAAUUGUUGUUUCUGCCUUUGGAUUUCCUGUUAUUCUUGCUCGUGUGGCCGUGAUCAAGUGGGGAGCCUGUGGCCUGGUGCUGGCAGGCAAUGCAGUGAUUUUCCUUACAAUUCAAGGUUUUUUCCUUGUAUUUGGAAGAGGAGAUGAUUUUAGCUGGGAGCAGUGGUAGCACAUGCUUUAAUCUGAUAAAAUGCAUUUAAUUUCUUAGAAUUCAUACUGUAUGUAUAUUUGUGCACAUGUGGCCUUUUACUCUGAAAUUUAAUAUACUGUUUCUUUAUACCUUUGUAAUCAUGUUCACUUUAAGGAGGACUACAUGGGGAAAAGGUUAGUUUUAUUCCUAGCCAUUAGACCUCUCCAUUUACUCAAGUUGAAUUAUGUUAUUUGUUUAGCUUUUCAUAUAGUCAUGGUGCUCUCAGAAAAUGUUAACUCAGUCUUGUAGGCAGUUGCUCACUCAGUGUGCUGCAUCUCCACCUUUGUCCCGGGGAUGUGCUUGAGUGGGCACAUAGCGCCGGGGCUGUCUCAGCUCUGCCCAGGACUUCCAAGAUAUACCUGUGUCCCAGAGAGACAGAGGCGGCUCCCUCUUUAUGUUGCGGACUCUUGCUUCUCCAAGUGUGGUCCAUAGACCAAGAGCAACAGCAUCUCGAAGCGUGGUGCAUAGGAGCUUAUUACAAAUGCAGCGUCUGGGGCCCCAUCCUCCACCUAAUACAUUUUGAUGAGACCCCAAGUGAAUCUCAGGCACAUUAAAGUCUGAGAAGCGCUGUCAUGAAGGAAGAAGUAUUGCCUUCCCCUUGGCUGAACCCCUUAGCCUCUCUGGGCGUUAGCUGCUUGUAAAAACUAUUUCCCCUGCCCCUCGUGUUGAGGCCUACUUCAGACUGUCCUUGGAAUUUGUGAACUGUCCAAACCUAUACUUUACAGGCUGUUCCUCACAUUUGUGAAGUGUUCUCAGUAGGGAGCAGCUAUGGCUUCACAUUGUCUGAAAGGCAGUGGCUGCCUUCACAGUGCUGGGGGGACAGAUCCCUCACUGGGAGGCAGGGGAGGGAGGCUGGGCUGGAACCGGCGCCUGCUUUAGCAGGAUGGGGAAGAAUGGAUAAGCAAUGCCAUUUAAUUUCCCUUCAUAAUCUGACAUUUCUCCCCAGUUCCUUCCCUGUGCUGCUGCCCACCCACCUUCACCGGCCCCCCCCAGACACACACACACUCGCAGCAGUUCUGAUUUGCCCUGUCUUCUUCAUGGCUCGGCUUCUCCUUUCUAUAGAGAUGUGGAGCCAAGUAAGCAAGCAGAGGGUGAGCUGCUUAAUUUUAUUUACAUAUGAUGUACUUGUCUUUCAUGUCCUGUAGGACUUUUAAAAAAUAUAUAUAUACAUAUAUAUAUGUGUAUAUAUAUAUAUAUAAAACACUUUAUGCCACUUUUAAAUGAAUCAUUGAGCAUUCAUGUCAUGCUGGGUCCUGUAAUCACAGGUUUCUAGCUCAACUUUUUGCCCAAGGCCUAUCGAGAAAGGGAAAUAUGGGAACUAGAACCACGUGAUUAGAAUAUAAGCAAUGAUUUUACAGCAUUGUUAAUGUGUGAUAACAGACAUACAUUCAAGACACUGAAACCUUGAAGUUUGUAACCCCUUCAUAUUCUGGAAUGAUGCUGGGAGGAGGAGAAGACAAGAGUGAUACCUAAAAGGAUAAUAUGCAAAGUGAUAUUUUAGCCUUAUGCAUGAUUUUAUGUUUUCAAUGUACUAUGUAUGUAUAGAACUGUUAAAGUUAUUUCCAAUAUUUAUAUUAGAAAAAUUAUAUAGACACUUUAUAAUUUUAACCAGCAUUUUUAAUAACACUUACUGUAUUAUAAUAAAUUUUACUUUUAACAGAAAAGAAAAGCUUAAUUUUUAAGGUUUUUAUUCUGAUGUCACCUUGCUUAAAAGGUAACAAAAAUAUGAAAAUUUCUUUGUGUUCUGAAAUGUGCAGUUGUGAGCAAUAAUCUGUCCUGCAUUAGAAUAAUAGCAGGAAGUUGUAAGAUACCAUUUUGGAUGUGUACCUGGCUUGUAAUAGCUUUUCUUUUCCUAAGAUGGAGAUGCUGUUUAAUUUAUACUACCUUUUGCAAAAGUGCCCUUGUUGCUUAUACACAUUUUAAAUAACCAAGGUAGCCUAAAUGUGUAGCCCUAAAGCAUUGCCUCUUGAUUGUAUUUCUAGAAUGAUAUAAAGCACUUGCAUAUAGAAUACUUGUAGUUAUUCCCUACUAAUGGAAUGGUUUAUCGAAGUGAUAGGUUAUUGGAUUUGCUAUAUGUAUGAAACAGAGACAUUUAUUCUGCAGCACCUAGUAUCAUUUAAGUAAUAAAUGUCAGUAGGGAGUAUUGCUGUAUAUGAAUAUACGGUACAAAAGUUUCAUCUCGGUAACACAAAUGUUGGGCAUUUUAAAAUUCCUUAUAAAAGGUUCAUUUGUUUUCUAUACAAAAUAGAAUAUACUUUGGAGAUUCAAAGCACAUUGAUUACAUUCUAAAACUGAGAAUGCACAUAAAGAAUUGCCCAGAAGUGAGUAAUCUUAUGAAGAGAUUCUCUAUCAUGUUCCAAACAACUGGCUUACACUUUGAAACACUUUUCCCACAGAAACAAUAUCAUGCUACCAUGGGUUACCAGGCCAAGCCUUCUGAGGAAGGCUAAACCCUAACAUAGCUGACCUUUAAUACUCAAAGUACCUGCCUGAGUUUUGGAUCUUGGCAACAGGGUAGUGUGAACAGUUUGAAGGAAGGAAAGUGUAAAUUUCCACCUCCUUUCCUAAGAACAAGGUCUUUCUUGCUUCAAUUUUUGCAGCCCUCUCUAUCCCCUAAUGCCCUUGGGGUCCAUUAAACCUGUGAUGUUUGCUGGCCUCCUCUCCUGACUCGGAGGCUUCCUCUUAGUCUGCCCCACCUCCUGGGGUUCUUCAUAUUCUCAAAUCACCCACCUUUCUACCAAUCAGUUUUCUUAGUAGAGCUGAUACCUUGUGAUGUUUAAGGAGAAAGCAGUCGGUUCAUACUCUUUCCCAGAAAGAAUGAAUGACUGUGAUCAUCUUCCCCACAUCUGGAAUGCAUCCAUACCUCGUGCAGUUACCAUGCAGGGCUGCAGCUGCAUUUUUACAAGGGCAUGCCUUGGAACCCAUUUGCAGAAAUGGCAAAUGUUCCACAGUAAAGUGAAAAAAGCAUUCCAGUAGUUUAUAGAAGGAUAGUAAUAUUUUGGGCCAGGAGCAAGCCUAUCACACUUCAUCCCUUCCUCGCGGUGAGUUCUCAGCUGGUCCUACAUUUCAUAGCUGUUUCUUUUCCUCCACUUAUGAACCCACAGAUAUUUCUUACAGUCCUCAGGAAGUCUUUACCUCUGAGGUAUCUUCUUGAUGAAGACUCUUCUAGAGAGUGAAAUGUUUCAUGAAGUUAAUAGCAUUCCUUAGGCUCUCAGAGAAAUGCUUAGGAGAUGUCACAAAAAUGUGCCUCUUCGAAGUUUGCAAAAUUCAGGUUUUGCACCAUAAUUUAACCAAAAUAUUUAUGAGGAUGCUAGCAUUUUCCAAGCAUAGUAAUUAGUUCACAACUGAGAAAUAUUAUUCCUGUAGAUGAAUAUAAGUUCUGCAUUUAAAUGUCCUUUUUGCCAUUCUGCUUCAUGAAGUACCUUAUUUGCAAAAAUCUCAGUGUAUAAUAACUCAUGAGUUACAAUCUGCUUUCAUGUGGCCAUGUUCCUGGAGAAGAGCAGUGACAUGUGACCCCAAACACAGUGUGCAAGGUCCCCAAGAUUGCUUUAGAAUGCAAUUAUGUACAUAUGAUGGGGAUGAUUUUCUUUCUUUCCUUUUUUUUCCCUUCCUCCAGCUGGGCCACCAGAGGGUGAUUUCCUUUAAAAUCAAGCUUGUCAUUUAUACUUGAACAAAGACUUCUAUGUACUUUAUUAAACUAAAACUUUUAUAUUUUACUUUGGGAUGCAUUAUAUUUGAAAAGGAGACCCGUAGAUUUCUUUCCCCAGUGUUUUUGUUUGGAUAAUCAAUUAAACUUGGAGAAUUUGUCUAGUUUUGAGCCCAUAUUUAUUGUGGUUGAUAGAAGUAGUCCAAGAAUGUGUGUAACCGGGAGGAGUCGAGUCCCUAGUUACAGCUUUGCUAACAUCCCAGGGUUGAAGGUGGUUGUGUGGGACAUGGUUAAUCAAGAAUUUGCUGUUUCGGAAAAGAGAGAAAAAGUCAACACUUUAAAAAAGUGCUGUACAUAUUCUGAAGAGUCAUUUUGUGCACUACAGUGAAGAAUGCACACAUGUAAAGUACUGCUUAAGGAGUAACGUGUCCCCCUUAUAAACAGAGCAUUUGGGGGAAGAUCUGAUGUUUUACAGGUGGAUUGAGGCAGUUAGUUAGAUUAUAAAGAAACUGAGCUAGAUAUUUCGUUGUAUUGCCCAACUAAGCGUAAAGUUAAAUUCUUAGUAGAAAUUCGGUUAUACCAACAUCACUGUAAAAUGCCCAUAAGAAAAAAUAGUUCCCAAGGAAUCUUCUCUGGUCCAAGGGCUUGUAUAUAAGAAUUUUCAUUUAGAAAAAACACGCUGGAUGCAUCGAGAGACCUUGUCUGGGGCUGAGAAUGGAUGUAUCUGGAGAAAUCAUGUACCUGUUAUUUAAACAGCAUCUUCUGUCUUGAGAUUUUUUU
Kogia breviceps (pygmy sperm whale) is the source of this 4932-nucleotide messenger RNA. RefSeq names its product leptin receptor overlapping transcript (gene LEPROT). Gene Ontology annotation, cellular component: endosome. The record is from RefSeq and is a predicted model, not a curated record. Gene Ontology annotation, biological process: late endosome to vacuole transport via multivesicular body sorting pathway; negative regulation of growth hormone receptor signaling pathway. NCBI's taxonomy places the organism in Eukaryota, Metazoa, Chordata, Mammalia, Artiodactyla, Physeteridae.